AUGCCGAAGCAGAUCCACGAGAUCAAGGACUUCCUGCUGACGGCGCGGCGGAAGGAUGCGCGGUCGGUGCGGAUCAAGCGGGCCAAGGACGCCGUCAAGUUCAAGGUGCGCUGCUCCAAGUACCUCUACACCCUCUGCGUCCACGACGCCGACAAGGCCAACAAGCUCAAGCAGUCGCUCCCGCCAGCUUGUUUCAUGAUUAUAUCACAAGCUCUUUGGAAAAACAUCUAUGCUCUGUUCAUUCUUGAACCUCUGAAUGAUAGAGGAUAUACUACAAGUGAUAAAUUAGAGGAUAGUCUGCAUAUUCAGACUUGGGUCAACACAGUGCGAUCCUCAUCGGCCGGGGCCGGAAGCCAGUCAAGCGUCGCGGAUGAACCGGAGGCUGCAGAAUGGGCCUUGCAGGAUUUCUACACUUUGCGGAAGGAUGUUGAGUUGGCUCUUGAGCGUGUCAAUGAAGUCAGGCAGUCUGCCGGUUUGGAACAGCUUGAGGAGGAUAUCGCUGCGCUUGAGAAGAAGUCCACUGAUAGUUCCUUGUGGGAUGACCCUUCCAAGGCACAGGAGAUACUUGUUUCUCUGACAGAGCUCAAAGACAGAGUAAAGCUUCUCAACGAUUUCAAGUUACAGGUUGAAGAAGCUGAGACUAUUGUCAAGCUUACUGAAGAAUUAGAUUCUAUAGAUACUGGUCUUCUUGAGGAGGCCUCAAAGAUUAUAAAGGCAUUAAAUAAGGCAUUAGAUAACUUUGAGAUGACACAGCUUUUUUCUGGACCAUAUGACAAGGAAGGUGCUGUAAUUAAUAUUUCUGCUGGCGCUGGUGGCACUGACGCUCAGGAUUGGGCUGACAUGUUACUAAGGAUGUAUGUAAGGUGGGGAGAGAAGCAGCGUUACAAGACGCGAGUAGUUGAGAAAUCACCUGGUGAAGAGGCUGGUAUAAAAUCAGCAACUGUUGAACUAGAGGGAAGAUAUGCUUAUGGCUAUAUCUCUGGCGAGAAAGGGACACACAGGAUUGUCCGUCAAUCGCCAUUUAACGCUAAAGGGCUUCGACAGACAAGCUUUGCUGGUGUUGAGGUUAUGCCUCUUCUACCAGAGGAAUCCAUGGCUGUGGACAUACCUGAAGAGGACCUGGAUAUAAGCUUCACAAGAGCUGGAGGUAAAGGAGGCCAGAACGUAAACAAGGUGGAAACGGCUGUUCGUAUGGUUCAUAUUCCAACUGGAAUUGCAGUUCGUUGCUCAGAGGAGAGGAGCCAGCUGGCCAACAAAAUAAAAGCCCUCAACCGGCUCAAAGCGAAGCUGCUGGUGAUCGCUGAGGAGCAGCGUGCAUCAGAAAUCAAGCAGAUACGUGGCGACAUGGUGAAGGCAGAGUGGGGGCAGCAGAUACGCAACUACGUCUUCCACCCCUACAAGCUCGUCAAGGAUGUCAGGACAGGGUGUGAGACGUCGGACAUCACUGGCGUCAUGGAUGGAGAGCUAGACCCCUUUGUCAGAGCAUACCUUAAGUACAAGCUCACUGCAGCAGCUACCAGCUGA
Miscanthus lutarioriparius is the source of this 1524-nucleotide messenger RNA. The record is from the annotation of a GenBank genome assembly. NCBI's taxonomy places the organism in Eukaryota, Viridiplantae, Streptophyta, Magnoliopsida, Poales, Poaceae.